Aspergillus steynii IBT 23096 is the source of this 4255-nucleotide messenger RNA. RefSeq names its product MFS general substrate transporter. Gene Ontology annotation, biological process: transmembrane transport. Gene Ontology annotation, molecular function: transmembrane transporter activity. The transcript has 8 exons. Bases 233 to 4177 code for a protein of 1314 amino acids. NCBI's taxonomy places the organism in Eukaryota, Fungi, Ascomycota, Eurotiomycetes, Eurotiales, Aspergillaceae. The record is from RefSeq and is a predicted model, not a curated record.
CGCAGAUUUACCUCCCAUGUGCCGUCACAACUCUGCGCUGAUCCCUGCCUGCAUUCCAGCUGGGAUCUGUUGCUCUCCUGAACAUUCCUACCCCUUGCUUCAAGCACGUUUGUUACUUGGGUCGAGGGUGCUGCUCUUGCUGCAAUCGUCCUGUCCAAGUCUCUCCUUCAAUUUCUGGCUUCUUCUCUGGCAGAAGAAAAGAACGAGCCUGCGUGAGUAAUGUGAAGAAUCCAUGCUCUUCUCAACGGAUUUCGCUUCGGGAGGAGCUACUCCAUCCUCAAUCCUUCUCCGCACGAUCAUCGCGUCGUUGCUUCUGUUGCUAUGCAGCCUGCAGCAAGCCGUCGCCGAGGUUGAUGCUGUCUUCAGAUCUAGACCUGAUCUUUAUUCCCCGGUCUUGACUUUGGAACAUUCCGUUUCGCACAAACUCAGCCCCGGAUACAUUUUUCUCGGUCCUUACGAGGCGGAUAACUCGGGACCUUAUAUCUAUGAUAAUGCGGGGAAUCUAGUAUGGAGCGGUUGGGGGAAUUCCGGCCCCGGUAAUGCCCACGGCAUGCACGUAUGCCAAUACAAAGGAACGGAUCAUCUUUGCUUCUUCCAGGGCAUCCAACAGAAUGGCUACUGUCGAGGCCAUGGGGUGAUCAUGGACAACCAGUAUCGCAUCGUGAAGACGGUCCUCCCCGGCGGCGGGAUGGCGUCCAGCGACAUGCACGAAUUUAAGCUCAUCAAUGACGGCAAGACUGCGUUGAUGACCGUCUAUCAGCAGCGGCAGUUUGACAUGAGUCUGUGGAACGUCAAGACGGGCAUGGGGUGGCUAAUGGAGAGCAUCUUCCAGGAGGUGGACGUCGAAACGAACGAGGUGCUGUUCGAGUGGAAAUCGCUGGACCAUGUCGAUCCGUCCGCCAGCUACACCUACCCCGGCGCCACAGAUACCUCGGGCACCGGGUUUGAGGCGCGCUCGCCUUGGGAUUACUUCCACAUCAACUCGGUUGACAAGAACCGCGAUGGUGACUACUUGAUUUCUUCGCGCCACACGUGUGCCAUCUACAAGAUCUCGGGGCGUGACGGCUCCGUCAUCUGGCAGCUGCACGGGGCGAAUCCGUCCUUCGAGAACAUCAACUUCAGCUUCUCGCAGCAGCAUGACGCCCGCUGGCUCAGCGAGAACGCCACGCACACGCUCCUGACGCUCUACAACAACGGCUACAACGGCUUCAACCAAACCCACGGCUACUCGUCCGGCAUGACCAUCCUUGUCAACCAUGUCAACCACACGGCCGAGCAGCUGCACGACUACGCUCCGAUGGGACAUAACAUGCUCAGCUCCAGCCAGGGCAACAUGCAGACGCUGGGUAAUGGCAACGUCUUCAUCGGUUGGGGCAACAACGCCUACAUCUCGGAGCACGACGCCAACGGCGAGCUGCUGCUCUGGGGCUACCUGGACAAGGACCGGAUCAUGAACUACCGCGCGCAGAAGUUCGAAUGGGACGGGAUGCCCACGGACGUGCCGGCGCUGUGGACAUACUCGCCGUCGAGCGAGGCCUUCGCGCCCACGACCUUCUACGCCAGCUGGAACGGAGCCACGCGCGUGCGGUCGUGGCGGUUCUACGGCGCGACGAACCGCACGGGCCCGUACGAGCUGCUGAAACAGACGGCCAAGAGCGGGUUCGAGACGGAGUAUCGCGACCCGCACUUCUACCAGUGGACGUACGCCGAGGCGGUGGACCUGCAGGGCCACGCGCUGGGACGGUCGCCGGCGAAAUUCACCUUCACGCCGUCGCCGCAGCUGCAAGCGUACUGCCAUGACGAGGUCUGCGACGAGGCGACCUCAUACGGGGUGCCCGGCGAGGACGCCGCGGCGGCAUCCGUGCCCCCGGCGGGGAUCAACACGGUCCCCUGGGUUGAUCCCGAGCAUCCGCAGGCUCAUUACGGAAGUGUAAUAUCGUCCGAGACAUCCCCAGACGGAGGGUCAGCAACGGCGCCGGCGAUCGUGCAAGAAACUUAUCAGCGCGUGGGAUGGGUAGGACCCGCCUUGGGAGUGGUGAUCGUCGCGGCGGGGGUGUUUGCGGCGUUGCGGAUAUAUCGACGGCGGCGGUCGGUCUACCAGUAUCACACUCGGCGCCAAUCCCCUCGCUUACCUCUUAGAUCCUCGCCCUCGAUGCCGCCACGAACGGCGUCCCAAGGCACCGGUCGUCAGUCGUUCACGGGCAGUGCCUCGCCCUUAUCUCCCGGCUUCCCUCCCGCCGCCACGCCCUCCUCCCAUCUCAGCCAGAACAAGAACCGGAAUGCCCGCCACACCCGCACCACUUCCUGGACAACCGGUCACAACACGAACACCGACUCCUCCACCCAGCAGCGCCGUCGUCGCGAGUCUAACGUCUCCCUCGACGACCUCUCCGAGGGCUCCAACCUCUCUCCCGCCGACGACGCUCCGGCCGGCAUGGCCCUGAGGAACACCUCCCUCGACUACCCCAGUCAUGUUCGCAGUCGCUCGCAAAGUCACCCGCAAACCACCGUCCUGACGCCGCCGCCGGACCCCAUGGCGCCUCCGCCGUCCCGGCCCGGCCCCGUCACCUGGAUGUCGCUGCCGCAGAAGAAACAACUGGCCCUGCUGGGCCUGUGUCGCGUGUUCGAUUUCCUGCAGAUCGCCUCCCUGCAGGCCUACAUGUUCUACCAGCUCAAGUCCUUCGACGAGAACCUGUCCGACUCGGACGUCUCGACGCAGGCCGGCAUCCUGCAGGGCGCCUUCACCGCGGCGCAGUUCGCCACGGCUAUCCCUUGGGGUCGCGUCGCCGAUGCCGAAUGGGGUGGUCGCAAGUUCGUCCUGCUGGUCGGUUUGCUGGGUACCGCCGCCUCGUGUCUCGGUGUCGCUUUCUCGACUUCCUUUGCGCAGGCUGUCUUUUGGCGAUCGUUCGGUGGGGCUAUUAACGGUACCGUGGGUAUUAUUCGGACCAUGAUCGCCGAGAAUGUGAAGGAGAAGAAGUAUCACUCGCGCGCGUUUUUGAUCCUGCCCAUUGGGUUUAAUAUUGCGUCGUUGUUUGGGCCUGUGAUGGGCGGUAUGCUGUCCGAUCCCGUCAAGAGUUAUCCGCGACUGUUCGGCCCGGACUCUUCGUUUGGCGGCCAGACCGGCGUCCAGUGGCUGAUCACGUAUCCUUAUGCUCUGCCGAUGUUGGCCAAUUCGAUCUUUCUGUCGUUCGCCGCGGUUUGCGUGGCCAUGGGCUUGGAAGAGACUUUGGACGCCUGCAAAGGAAAGCCCGGCCUGGGUGUCUUCACCAUGAGAAUCUUCUCUCGCGGCAUGAAAUCCGUCGUGCCGUCGUCGUCCGGCAUCUAUCAGCGACUGCCCUUCGCCGACUACGACGAGGAGCCCCUUCUGCGUCGGGACCCGACCGAAAGCUACGAACUCGAAGAGAAGGCCACCAAGCCAGCCCGACACGCUCACUCGUUGCCUUUCCGCCAAUUGUGGACCAAGAAUGUGUUGUGUACGCUGCUGGCGCAGGCCUUCUUCGAUUUCCAAAUGGGUGCAUUCAACAACCUCUGGCUGCUGUUCCUCUCGACUCCCCGUUACGACUUCAACGACCCCGCUAGCCCCCAGCAAAGGCUCCCUUUCAUCUUCACCGGCGGCCUCGGCAUGCUGCCCCAGAGUGUCGGCUUCGCCACGGCCAUCCUCGGCAUCAUCGGCAUGCUCCUCCAGUUCACCAUCUAUCCGGCCAUUAACAGCCGCCUGGGCACCGCCAAAAGCUAUCAGUACUUCCUGACCCUCUUCCCCGUGGCUUACGCCUUCGCUCCCUACAUCGCGCUGGCGCCCUCCAGCACCCCGCCCCCGGGCCAGGCCAACGGCUCGUGGGUCUGGUUCUCCAUCAUCGUGGUUCUCUUCCUGCAAGUCACCGCGCGCACAUUCACCCUGCCCACGUCCAUCAUCCUGCUGAACAACUGCUCCCCGCAUCCCUCCGUGCUCGGCACCAUCCACGGCAUUGGCCAGUCCGUCUCCUCGGCCUUCCGCACCGUCGGGCCCAUCUUCUCGGGGUCCUGGUAUGGGUAUGGUUUGGAGAUCGGGAUGGUCGGGUUCGCUUGGUGGUUGGUGGCUCUGGUUUCGGUGUUUGGUUGCGUGGCGGCUAUCUUUGUUUACGAGGGUUCGGGGCAUGAGAUUCUUCUUCCUGGUGAAGAGGAGGACUUUCGUCAUUGAUUGACAUGUAUAUAUAGAUAUAUAUGUACUCUGUAUAUACUAGAUCUUUUGUUGAUUAUAGAUUUAAUCUUGACUUGU